AUGCCGGGCAUACUUCCAAAAUUAAAAGACGAACGGGCCGUAAUGCCCUUUCUGUUGCGGAUUCAAACGUUGGCCGGUUUGUGGGGUGACCGUUCACAGCGGUUCCGGUUCUAUCUAAUCUUUUCUUACUUCUGCCUGCUGGUAGUGCUACCGAAAGUUCUCUUCGGGUAUCCCGAUCUCGAGAUUGCAGUGCGUGGAACGGCAGAAUUAAUGUUUGAAUCGAACGCCUUCUUCGGCAUGCUAAUGUUUUCCUUUCAACGCGACAACUACGAACGCAUGGUGCAUCAGCUACAGGAUCUGGCCAAGCAAGUUUUCGAUCACCGGUUACCUGCCGAACUGGGCCUCUAUCUCGUGGCCGUGAACAAGCGUGUGGAUCGUUCGUCCAAAAUCUACUGCUGCUGCCACCUAUCGCUAGCAACGUUCUUCUGGUUCAUGCCAAUCUAUACGACGUAUUCCGCGUACUUUGCUGCCACCAACGGUUCCGAACCGAUCGAACACGUGCUGCACCUGGAGGAGGAACUAUACUGGCUACGAAGUCGCACAUCGAUCGUGCACUAUACGAUCUAUGCCGCUAUCAUGUGGCCAACGAUCUAUACGCUCGGGUUUACCGGAGGCACCAAACUAUUGACCAUCUUUAGCAACGUGCGGUACUGUUCGGCUAUGCUGCGCCUUGUGGCACUGAGGGUGCACCAUUUGGAUAAGGUACGACGUGAGAAUGCGGACAAGGAACUGAAUCAAAUCAUUGCAAUGCACCAACGUGUCUUGGACUGCGUGUUUCUGCUCGAGACAACCUUUCGCUGGGUCUUUUUCGUCCAAUUUAUCCAGUGCACCAUGAUUUGGUGUAGCCUCAUUCUCUACAUAGCCGUCACGGGUUUUAGCUCCACGGUGGCCAACGUGUGUGUACAGAUCAUACUCAUAACGGUCGAAACCUACGGCUACUGCUACUUUGGAACCGACUUAACGACGGAGUCCUUUUUGCAGAGUUUCAGUGUAGCGCUAGCGGUGUACGAUAGUAAUUGGUACGCGUUUUCGAACCCGAUGCGCCACAAGCUACGCCUUUUACUGCAACGUGCCCAGAAGCCGGUCGGUAUAACGGCCGGCAAGUUUCGCUUCGUUAGUGUGGCCCAGUUUGGCAAGAUGCUGAAAACGUCCUACUCGGUGUACGUGGUUCUCAAGGAGCAGUUCUAA
Molecule: messenger RNA, 1188 nt
Organism: Anopheles darlingi
Lineage: Eukaryota; Metazoa; Arthropoda; Insecta; Diptera; Culicidae
Product: odorant receptor Or2-like
Exons: 6
Coding region: 1-1188 (395 amino acids)
Biological process (GO): sensory perception of smell; detection of chemical stimulus involved in sensory perception of smell
Cellular component (GO): plasma membrane
Molecular function (GO): odorant binding; olfactory receptor activity
Source: RefSeq, a predicted model, not a curated record